Messenger RNA from Paramecium pentaurelia, 1146 nucleotides. The record is from the annotation of a GenBank genome assembly. NCBI's taxonomy places the organism in Eukaryota, Ciliophora, Oligohymenophorea, Peniculida, Parameciidae.
AAUGGCUAGAUCAUUAACAAUAUUGGCUAUUGUUAUUGCAGUUGCUACAGCACGAUUGACAAAGACUGAAAGUCCAAAGGAAAUUUUGGCUUAAGUCAACAAGGAUUCAUUUGGUAAUUCCAUCCUUUCAGUUCUCCAACUCUAAUUGGCUACAGGUGGACCUGUUGGUGAGAUCUAAAUCCUCUUAAAUAACAUUGCUUCUUAAUUGAAUGGAGAUUAAAAGAAAGCUGACAAAGUUCAUGAAAGUGACACUGUUGCAUUUGAGAAGAUCAUUGCUGACUUAGAAUAAGAAAUUGCUUAUCAUUAAUCCUAAAUUGUUGCCCUCUCUAACUUAAGAGAUUCAACAACUGAGGCCUUAGGUGAAGCUGAAGCUGAAGUCAGAGUUGUCACAUCUGAUAUUGCCAAUAACGAAAAAAGCUUUGCUGACGAAUCAGCCACUAGAUAAUCAUAACAUGAAACAUGGGUUAGAAAAGAUGCAGAACAUGUUGAUUAAAUGGAUGCCAUCGAUGAAGCCUCAAAGAUUGUUCAACAUUUAUAAGCUGGUGUUGCUUUUGCUUAACUCAAGAGCAGAUUUGAAAAAGUCUAAGCUAAAUUGAUGGAAAGCAAACAUGCUCUCUUCAAAGUAUAUUAUCAUUUGCUAUUAUUUUACAGCCACUCAUCAAUGCUUUGACCUAAUUAGCUUCCAAAGUUGACAACAAGAGUAUCAUCAAAAUCUUAGAACUCUUGGCUUAAAUCAGAUAAUAAUUAGUUGCCAGUAGAGCUUCACUCCUUGCCACUGAAGAAAGAUAAGCUGCUAAUUGGGAAGUCUAAAGUAGUCACUUAUAAGAAGAACACAAGAGAUUAGUUGAAAGAAAGGCUUUCUUGGAAAACUCAAUUGUCUAAUUCAAAGUCACCAUCUAAGAAGCUGUUGAAGAUUUAGAAGAUUAAACUGUAUUAUCAUAAACUAAACAUAGUUAUUCCUUGAAGAUGCUGAAGAUUCAUUGGCUAUUCAAGAAAGAUGGGCUGCUGAAUAAGAAGCUUAAUAUGAAGCCUAAACUUUCGAAAGAGAAUAAUAAUUGGAAGUUGUUGAAAGAUUAUAAGAAGUCUUAACCUAAAAAUUAAGUGCAGCUUCAGAAUUCCUCUAAAUUAGAGAAGAAGUAUUUUGAU